Trypanosoma conorhini is the source of this 894-nucleotide messenger RNA. RefSeq names its product electron transfer protein. Gene Ontology annotation, biological process: ATP synthesis coupled electron transport. The transcript has a single exon. Bases 1 to 894 code for a protein of 297 amino acids. Gene Ontology annotation, cellular component: membrane. Gene Ontology annotation, molecular function: NADH dehydrogenase (ubiquinone) activity; iron-sulfur cluster binding. The record is from RefSeq and is a predicted model, not a curated record. Lineage: Eukaryota; Euglenozoa; Kinetoplastea; Trypanosomatida; Trypanosomatidae.
AUGAAGCGGCUCCUGACACUGCUCCCCGUGGGGCUGGGUGCAACCUCGCUCGCGACGGCGCGGCGCCUUUUUAAGUCAGACGGAACACCUUACAAUAGUGGAGUGGCCGACACCUUGCACGGGAGCGAGUACGUUCACAAAGGCGGCGUAGAGGCAAUCGUGGAGGGCGUCGCCGCGGGUCAGUACGCAGAACACAAGCCCCGGGCCACCAUGUUUGUUAAUAAGCGUCCAGUCGAGAUAAUACCCCAAGAAGAGAACUUGUUGGAGGUGAUGGAGCGGGAGGGCAUUCGCGUGCCCAAGUUUUGCUAUCAUCCCAUUCUCUCAGUGGCGGGUAAUUGUCGAAUGUGUCUGGUGCAGGUGGAUGGAACCCAAAACCUCGUCGUGUCUUGUGCCACCGUGGCGCUUCCAGGCAUGUCCAUUAUUACUGAUAGUCGCUUGGUGCGAGACGCCCGCGAAGGUAACGUGGAGCUUAUUCUCAUUAACCACCCAAAUGACUGCCCCAUCUGCGAGCAAGCCACAAACUGCGAUCUGCAAAACAUCAGCAUGAACUAUGGCACUGACAUUCCUCGAUACAGAGAGGAUAAGCGGGCGGUUCAAGAUUUCUACUUUGACCCUCAAACUCGAGUGGUGCUUAACCGCUGUAUUCAUUGCACGCGAUGCGUGCGGUUUCUCAACGAACACGCGCAGGAUUUUAACCUUGGAAUGAUCGGUCGUGGUGGUCUCAGUGAGAUCAGCACCUUCUUGGAUGAGUUGGAAGUGAAAACAGACAAUAACAUGCCGGUCUCACAACUGUGUCCGGUGGGAAAACUGUAUUUGGGCGACGCUGAUGAAAAUAACGCCGUUGCUGACAAGCUGGACGUUAGUCAGCGGAAUUACGCCGUUGCGACAGCCUAG